UUUGUUAUUUUUGCGAUUGAAUUAAAAACGAAUUGACAGAAUUAGAAUAAACAGAAUUGAUGAAUUCAUUAUUACGACACAUUUAAGUAGCGAAGCGCAGCGUCAACAUUUUUUGUAAAAUAUAUUGCAUUUAUAAAAGCAGUGACAAGUUUUGUUCGAGGUCUGCACAUAACUUUAGAUUUGAACUCUUCUGAUGAUGGAUGAUGAGCCAAAAAGAAAGUUUAAUGAAAUUGAUGAUGAUGUUCCCGAAGAAGACCAAAUAUUUUCUUCUCGUAUCAAAAGAUUCCCCAUCAUUACUCCUGAGGAGGUUGAAAAAAUGAUGAAGGAAAGUGAAGAAAAGGAUCCAGAGGUGAUAAAAGAAGUUGAAAUUGAAGUUGAAGAGAUAAAACCAAGCAGAGGAAGAAGAGGAAAGAGAAGAGGAAGAGGUAGAGGUAAAACAAAUGCAAAGAUUAAAAUAAAAAAAACCUCUGAAGAAGUUUUAUUGCAGGCUGCGGAAGAAGAAGAUUUAAACUUAUCUAAAACUACAAAAAGACGCUUGCAAAGGCUUCAAGAAGAUGAAGCAUAUAAAAGGCAGCAAAUUGAAGAAGAAAAUGCUCGUGUGCUUUCAUUUGACCUCUCAGAUGAUGAUUUGAAUGUUGAAGUGAUCGAUUUGGAUUGUUCUACCCCCCAGAAGAAUUCCGAGCUUUCCUUGAAAGUGCAUUAUCUUGCUGACAUUAAGAAAAUAAAAUGCCAACAAAGUGAGAAAUUUUCCUCCAUAUUUUGUAAAGUAGCUGAUGCUUUCAACCUUAAGGCUUCAGAAGUCUUAUUAUGCCAUAAAGACAGAAAUAUUCAAGUCGAUGACACUCCAAGCAGAGAAAAAUGA
Molecule: messenger RNA, 862 nt
Organism: Uloborus diversus
Lineage: Eukaryota; Metazoa; Arthropoda; Arachnida; Araneae; Uloboridae
Exons: 8
Coding region: 194-862 (222 amino acids)
Biological process (GO): cytokine production; positive regulation of transcription by RNA polymerase II
Source: RefSeq, a predicted model, not a curated record